GCUAGAGAAAUUAAAUGAUAGAUAUUACGUACCAAAUGCAAUGCAACAUUGUACGUAUAUAUACAUGACGAUCCAUCCCUACAUAUUAUGCAUGGUAUGCAAGUAAUAAGUACCCACAUGUACAGUACGGGUACAAGUAUGGUGCAACUACUGAUUUGUUAGGUCCACCAUAAGCAACAAGCUUAGCUUGCUGCUGGUUCCACUUCCACUUCCACCAUAUAUGCAUGCAUGCAUUCAUGUUUCAUUCCCCUGCUGGUAGCAACCUGCUUGCUAUUUGUAGGACCGGCCUGCUCGAUCCACUCUUAUUAGCUUGUAUAUGUUUCUCUCUCUCUCUCUCUCUCUCUCUCUCUCUCUCUGCUCCAGCUGCAUGCCUCUAUCGAUCUGAAAGUGAGACCACCGAUCCAUCCGUGGAGUGAUAUAUCGAGCAAUUGCAGGAAGCUAGCUAUAGAGAUCGAAAUGGAUGAUCAUCAUCAUCAGCAGCAGCAGGCACCAUGCGUGCCUCCAGGUUUCAGGUUCCACCCGACGGAGGAGGAGCUUGUGGGGUACUACCUCGCCAGGAAGGUGGCCUCCCAGAAGAUCGACCUCGACAUCAUCCGGGAGGUCGAUCUCUACAGGAUCGAGCCAUGGGAUCUCCAAGAGAGGUGCGGCUACUACGGCGGCUCCUACGGCCAGGACCAGGAGGAGCCGACGGAGUACUACUUCUUCAGCUACAAGGACCGCAAGUACCCGAGCGGCACGCGCACCAACCGCGCCACCGCCGCUGGCUUCUGGAAGGCCACCGGCAGGGACAAGCCGGUGCUCUCCUCCACCACCACCUCCCGGUCCUCCGCCGCCGCCGGAGGCAUCAGCGUCGUCAUCGGCAUGCGGAAGACGCUCGUCUUCUACCGCGGCCGCGCGCCCAACGGCCGCAAGACGGACUGGAUCAUCCACGAGUACCGGCUGCAGAGCAACGAGCACGCGCCCGCGCAGGAGGAAGGAUGGGUCGUCUGCCGCGCCUUCCAGAAGCCCAUGCCCAACCAGCAGCACAUCAGGCACGCCGCCUGCUACUACCCUUCGCCGCCGGGCAGCUACCUCGGCGCCGCCAUGCCCGCUGCCACCUACUACUACGACGGACCCGUCCCUGCGCCGCGGCUACUGAUGAACAGCGGCGGCGGCGCUGUGGCUGCGGCUGCACCUCCGGCGGCAGCGCAUGACCACGGCGGCGGCUUGGCGGCUGAGUCCAAGCUGCAGGUGCAGCUCCUCGCCGACAUGCCGCCGCUCCACAGCCCCUCCUCCGUCGACGGCGGCGUCGUGCAGCAUCAUAGCUACAACGAUCAGAUCGCCGCCGCCGCCGUCGCUGCAGAGUCGACGACGGUGGAUUGGAACCUGCUGAGCAGCCUGCUGCCGCCCGCGCAGCUCAAUUUCCAUCACACACCGCCGCCGGAAUCUCCGUCUUCUUGCUCCAAGAACAACAAUGAUGCAUGACAAGACAACAUCUGAUAUCAUCUAUCCCUCGUCAGCACGACUGAUCGAUGAUGUACUACUGUAUUAUUAUUAACCACUAUACACACACUAGCUAGUAAUAGCGUAUAUUUGUAGGGGUGUAUUAAUUCACGUACAGCUGAGAUCUGGAACUGAUUGCUUAUUUGAUCAAAGCUAGCUAGCACUUAAUUAGUUUUGCUAUGCAUUAUUCUGAUGAUCGAUUUUUAUUUCUAAAAUUUGUACUCACAAUACACAAAUAUGAACUAUAUAUUUGAUUGAUGGUUUAA
Sorghum bicolor (sorghum) is the source of this 1748-nucleotide messenger RNA. RefSeq names its product NAC domain-containing protein 76. The record is from RefSeq and is a predicted model, not a curated record. The transcript has 2 exons. Gene Ontology annotation, molecular function: DNA binding. NCBI's taxonomy places the organism in Eukaryota, Viridiplantae, Streptophyta, Magnoliopsida, Poales, Poaceae. Gene Ontology annotation, biological process: regulation of DNA-templated transcription. The coding region runs from base 457 to 1464 and encodes 335 amino acids.